This is a messenger RNA of Chanos chanos (milkfish), 525 nucleotides long. Its product is annotated as myosin light chain 5-like. NCBI's taxonomy places the organism in Eukaryota, Metazoa, Chordata, Actinopteri, Gonorynchiformes, Chanidae. The record is from RefSeq and is a predicted model, not a curated record. Gene Ontology annotation, molecular function: calcium ion binding. The transcript is spliced from 6 exons. Bases 79 to 525 code for a protein of 148 amino acids.
UCACAGGCCAGCAGGAAAACGAAGAAGAAGGAGGGUGGAGCGAAACGUGCUCAGAGGGCUUCCUCCAACGUCUUCUCUAUGUUUGAGCAGACACAGAUUCAAGAAUUCAAAGAGGCAUUUACUCUCAUUGAUCAAAACAGAGAUGGCUUUAUUGACAAAGAGGACCUAAAGGACACAUACGCUUCUCUUGGUAAGCUUAAUGUUCAAGACAAAGAGCUGGAGGACAUGCUAAAGGAGGCAAGUGGUCCAAUCAAUUUCACCAUGUUCCUCAACCUGUUUGGAGAGAAACUUCAUGGCACAGAUCCAGAAGAUACCAUCCUAAAUGCCUUUAAGUUGUUUGAUCCUGAGGCCAAAGGCCAUAUACAUAAAGAUGAACUAAAACACCUGCUAAUGACACAGGCAGACAAGUUUACAGCAGAAGAGGUACAGCAGAUGUUCCAGUCCUCCAACAUUGAUGCAGCAGGAAACCUGGAUUACAAAUCCCUCUGCUACAUCAUCACACAUGGAGAAGAACAAGAAGAGUGA